Fusarium venenatum is the source of this 1845-nucleotide messenger RNA. Lineage: Eukaryota; Fungi; Ascomycota; Sordariomycetes; Hypocreales; Nectriaceae. The record is from RefSeq and is a predicted model, not a curated record.
AUGCCAUGCCUCGCGUUUCCGUUGAGUGAUGGACAUGAAGAGAACCCGCCGCUCCUCGAUGUAUUCCUUCGAGACCGAACAGUUGCCGAACGAUGCAUUGUCGUGGGCUGGAGCAAGUCGCAAUAUGAGAGGAUAGCUCUCCAACGUCUCAGCGAGUUCACAGAUAGAUUCAGUGGCCGAAGCCAGUGCCAUGAACGCACCAUUGAAGAGCUCAUCAGCAAAUCCGGGGCGAUUUCCAUUCAUCAUACCGUUUCUCUCCAAACUAAGCAUGGGUCUCCGGAGUCCACACAGCAGCCAGUACGACGCUCAGCUGCGCGAGCAUCAUCCCUAGACCCAUGUCCGUCUCUUGAGAGCGACCAUAGCAGCGUUGACAAUGGUCCCGCCCCACAACAUCAGAACAUGUCUAGUGUCACUUCUGAGGCUCAAAUUCCCCAACCAGAAGCAGCGGGUCCCUCCAUUUUCUCGGUAAUCCGACAAAUUUUAGCUCAUGAUCCCUUAUACGCGGAAGAUGUCGUCUCAGGUGUCCAGAACCUACCAAUCGAUGGCCGUGACAUUCUUGUUCCACCCGAGGAUGAAUGCGUCGACGGUUCAACGAAUAAUCCACCAAGGACUUCAAACACGCCAUCAAACAAGCGUCAGAGGUCAAAAGGCAAGUCGACUGGCGUCGACAGCGGCAGCGGUACAGGAGGUGGUCAACAAGGGUACGGGGAGGGUGGAAGUGGACAUUCUGGACAAGACAACGCUGAUGGAUCAGGCGACGGCAAGAGUAAUGAUGAUUCUCCGCCUAGAAAGAAGCGCAACAAGGAUAAGAUUCGUCGCUGGAUUUGCCCAUAUUGCCUUGCAUACCCCGAGAUCUACAACAUUCCCCUUUUCAGCAACUGUUCUGGAAACAUGACGGAGGUGCACAAAUGGAAAGAACAUCUUGUCAAACAUCACUCUCAAAAAGUAAAGAGUAGUAAUCGCAACAGAGAAGCACCAGCACGCUUCUAUAUGACAGAGUUGCAACAAACUCUUAUACAACAAGCAGCCGAAAAAUACACAAAGCGUCCACGAGACGUGACGAAAUGGCUCGACUAUUGGAAAAAGCUCUUCGUCGAAGUCUGGUGGAUCUUGUUCCUCAAAGCAGAUUUCCCUCACUUUAAUGAGCCACUAUCUCCUUUUCACAUAGACAGUGGCGAGAGUCCCAAUCUUGGUCAACAUGUCCUCGAAAAGGCUGAAAUAUUAUUGGUGGGGCCCAUACUAGAAGGUAAAGCCAAGAAAGCCGUUAGGAACAACGUCAUUGCUUCGGUACAAGACUUCAAGCCGACUGCGGAAGAUAUCAAGGCUAUGAUGUCGGAGGCCAUCACGGUUGCCUUGCUCAACUCACCGGCAGCGACAGGAGCUGCUCAGUGGUGGGUUCGAGCCUCUCCUGAGAUGUUUGGAAAUGCCAAGAGAAAAGAUGGAAGGGCCCUAGCUGAUGAUGAGGACGAGAGUGAAAAUGGGGAUGAUAGUGAUUCCGAGUCUGAUGAUAACAGGCCCUCGACACCCUCAGAUUCAGUCACAGCUCCCCGCACUCCAGAACCAGCAGAGGUAAAUCCCAAACAAGCGCCGCCUCCAGCCCAACAGACAAUCGUUCCUUUGAGGCUAUUCCCGUGGGGGACCAGAGUCACUGUCGACCUAUUUCCGGUCAACCCGCUGCAUUCUGAAACCCAAGCAGGACAGCUCACACAUCCUCCAACUGUCUACAUAGCAAGUAUGUCUCAGACACCGGUACAGCCACCGCCGUCACUGAUGCCAAUAACGGAUACCUUCGACGAAGAUGUCUUGGAUUCUAUGGUGGAUAUAGACGCAACAAUGCCAGCUUAG